GCGGCUGGCGGGGUCAGGCCCGCGUGUCCUGGGAAAGUUGCGCUCUCCAUUUAAAUGCGCACAUGUUGCGGCCUUCUGGAGCCCGCGUCAAUGCGCACGCUGACAGAUGGCCGCGGGGCCAUAACUAUGGAGGCCCACCGCCAUCACGUCCCCCCAGGGAGAGACGGACGGGGAAGCGUCUCUCAGCUGAUCCCAUCAUAAAGAGGAGUGGAGGAAAGGAGUGUGUGUGCGGGCGGGCGCGUGCGUGCGUGUGUGUAAUCUCUAAAUUGACUUAAUGUAUUUGCCUGCUCUUCGCAGAUUCUGAUGAGAUGAGGGGAGGAAGGCUGGACACGGCUCCAAUGGCAACGUUCCAUGCUUCCCGCCGACGAGAGCGGCCCCAAGCCUCGCCGCGUGUCGCUGCCGGCGCCCCCGCCGACCCCGCCGGGCCGCCGCCACUUCCCGCUGCACUUGGGCGCGAAGCGGCGGCGUUCGGGCCCCGCGCCGGAGCGCCGCGUCAACUGCGUCCUGGUGGGAGACGGCGCGGUGGGCAAAAGCAGCCUGGUCAUCAGCUACACCACCAACGGGUACCCCGCCAGAUACGUGCCCACCGCUUUCGACAACUUCACAGCCGUGGUGGUGGUGGACGGGAUGCCGAUCGGACUGCAGCUGUGCGACACGGCGGGACAGAAAUGGGGAGUUGCUGAUGAAUCCAUCAAUGACGAGCUGGAGCGUCUCCGGCCGCUCUGCUACCGAAACGCCGACGUCUUCCUGCUGUGCUACAGCGUGGUCCGACCCGCUUCCUUCCGCAAUCUGAGCCAACGUUGGGUUCCCGAGAUCCGCCGCCACUGUCCCGGCGCGCCCCUCGUCCUGGUGGGCACCCAGCUGGACCUGCGCGAAGACGUCCAAGUGCUGAUCGGGCUGGCCCGGAGCCACGAGCGUCCGGUGGGCUCGGAAGAGGGCCGGCAGCUGGCCCGGCAGCUCGGCGCCGCCGGCUUCGCCGAGUGCUCGGCGCUGACCCAGAAGAACCUGAAGGAAGCCUUUGAUUGCGCCAUCCUGGCGAGCAUCCGACACAUCCCAGAUGACGGCGACCUUAGCGACUGGUCGCGGAGAGUGACCCUCAAGAGGACCACUCCUGACAAAAUCAAAAAGCUCUCGGAGGCUUGGUGGAAGAAGAUCCGAUGUCUGGUGGGGGAACAGAAUUGUGACCAGCUGACUAUGUAAUCGGGUCAAGACACAAAGUUCACCGCAAUCACCAAGAUGGAGCUUCUAAAUUCCCAAGGUACAUGUCGCUGAAUCGUUUCCUCUUUUUCUGAGACUUUGCGGAAUGGACCUUCAGGACACAAAUGAAGGAAAGAUUCUCAAAACGCAGCUUACGUCCCGAAAUGAUGGGUCAGAAAGCAAACACACAAAAAAGGCGGCGGCGGCGGGGGAUGAACUGGAGAUUCUCGGCGUCUAAUUGGAGCCGACGGGACCACCUGGGCGGGAUUACGCCGCCAUAUGGCGGCUCAACACGCCACUGACACUCUUGGUGUGUCGGCGUGCUCCACUUUGUGACCGCAAAUCUCGUUAAGGAAGGAUGGAGGCGACAGUUGGUAUCUUUGAAGAACUUCAAGACAAGCCCAGAUGGAGCACCAUUGGUACCUAAAGUGAUCAUCCGUUUUGACUUUAGCACUGGACCUCCAUAUUGACUAUUGAUUUGUAUUUUGAUCUAGAUU
Syngnathus typhle (broad-nosed pipefish) is the source of this 1694-nucleotide messenger RNA. RefSeq names its product rho-related GTP-binding protein RhoU. Lineage: Eukaryota; Metazoa; Chordata; Actinopteri; Syngnathiformes; Syngnathidae. The coding region runs from base 352 to 1200 and encodes 282 amino acids. Gene Ontology annotation, biological process: small GTPase-mediated signal transduction. The transcript has 5 exons. Gene Ontology annotation, molecular function: GTP binding; GTPase activity. The record is from RefSeq and is a predicted model, not a curated record.